Messenger RNA from Malassezia sympodialis ATCC 42132, 1197 nucleotides. RefSeq lists its product as uncharacterized. Bases 1 to 1197 code for a protein of 398 amino acids. Gene Ontology annotation, cellular component: Set1C/COMPASS complex. NCBI's taxonomy places the organism in Eukaryota, Fungi, Basidiomycota, Malasseziomycetes, Malasseziales, Malasseziaceae. The record is from RefSeq and is a predicted model, not a curated record. Gene Ontology annotation, biological process: positive regulation of DNA-templated transcription. The transcript is spliced from 2 exons.
AUGCAUCCUGUACAUACAGCGUGGCCUGGCCCAGCACCUGCUGCAUGGCAUCAGGGAGCAUCUCGCACGACCACGUCGUCGUGGCACGACUCGCCGCGCCGGGUCGGUGAUGUGGAGGCUCCUCUUGCGCGCGCGUCGAUGGCAGCAGGGCCCAGCACAGUGAAGCGUCAUGCGCACGAGCUCGCCGUCGACCGCGACGGCAAGCGGCACAUCACCGAGCCGCCGUCAGGGUCCGCAUCUCCGGCUCCCGAGGCACCGGAGCGCAUGUACUGCAUCAGCGAGGACAGCCUUGCUUUGAUCGACACGUUCGUGUGCCCUCGCUGCGAGACAAGUACGUCUGACGGCCUGACACCAGCGGUGCCCCACCGCACCUCGUACAAGGUGCCGUGCCACCACGUCGGCUGCAACGAGCCGGCUCGCCUGCCCAUGUCGCGCUACUGCUCGGACCGCUGCGGUAUCGCCGAGGUGCUCGAACGCAUCGAGCAGCUGCCGUACGCACGCACAGCCGCUGAGCGCGCGCGUCUGGCUCCCAAGACAACGGCCAGUGAGCCGACGCGCGGCCUCGUUCUCUGGGCACAGCCGGACCUGGCGACGCCCUCGCCGGACGUGGAUGGCGCGGAUAGCGCGUGGUUUGCGCACAUUCGUGCGCACGUCACGCGCGGUGCGCAGCUCGCUCCCGCACUCGAGCCCGGUACGAGUCUCAGGGCGUACGUACGUGAACACGCGACGCGGCUGGAUCUGUCGUCGUAUGACUUGGCGCGCUGGACGCGCGAGCUUGCGCGCCUCGAUGAGCAGUCGGCCGUGCUGCAUGCACGUGUCGACUUGCUGGCCGCGCGCAGCAAGCUGCUACAGGCUGCCGAGGACCGGCAGUCGACACUUCCGGCCGUCGACGACAACGGCGCCAGCUGCCCGCCGUGUGGCUUUGACGAGCGCCUGUGUUGGGACGACGAGGCGCUCCUUGCAUGGCUUGGCACGCCGGAAGGACAGGCAUGCAUCGGCGAGUCACGCACGGUGCCGUCGCCGGGUCCGGCGACAGCCACUCUCUGCCUCGUCGCCAAGCGGAGGUGCAAGCGACACGCCGACUGGUCGGCUGUACGUGGCGCCGAGCUCGACUUGCUGCGCGACGCACAGACGCAGCACCUGAGCGCCCUCUCGGAGCGCGCGCAGCAAGUGCGCCUCGCGAUGCAGCAUGCAUAG